GUGAACGUUGACCAAGAACAAUUUACACGUUAGCAUUGUUGUUAUUAAGACGUUUAUUAACACAUUGGAACUCAAAAUAUGACUCAUUUAACGGCACAACAUCACAUACUUCAGGUAGUCUUUAAUUCACGUUAGAGAUAGGACUUGGUUGAUAGACGUUAUCUAAGUAACGUUAGCUAACGAUGGUUUUUCACACUCAAAUAGCCUCCAUCAUGGAGGUUCUAGCGAAUGCAGCUGUGGCAGAGAUCUGUAAAGUCGUAGACGACGACUAUGCAGUGUUUCGUUUGGAAAUAACUCAAAACCAGAAAGAAAACAGGACAUUGAGGAGGAAAUUACAGCUAUUGGAACUGAAGGUGGUACGGGAGCGCGCAGAGAGGACAAUUAGAGAGCGCGUCCGCGCCAGUCGUCCCAGUAGUGUCAAGAUCCUCGACCAAUACAGAGGAAUGGCAAGAGGUGAAGGUCUUCUCACUGGAGGCCACAUGAGCUUUGUGAAGCCAGCGGGACACAAUACAUGGAGAGAUGACCAACCAAUCACUGUUGAUGAGAGAAGUGGAUCUUCAACCCAGCAUGUUAUUGUGAUAGAGUCUGCAGAUGCAGAGGCUUCUGGUUCUGGAGGAUCAUCUCUAGUAAAACAGGACAGGACUGAAGGAGACGACCCACGGCACAGCAGAGAUAUGAAGCUGGAGACUGGAGCAGCGGCUGGCGUGGCGCCCCUUGUAGCCACGGAGGACCUCGCCACCAUGACCCAUCCAAGGACCCGACGCAUCAUCACGGAGGUCAAUGGAACGCUGGACGCUGUCCUCAAGUCAGAGACAAACACCAAGACUUUAACUGUAACACACAGGCUAUUACACACUAGAUCUGACCACAGGUCAGACCCAGAGAGACUGGGGCUGAGGCGACCGAGCUGUCCUCUUGCUCCCGGCUCAGAGUAUUUACUUUACGGUAACCCGAGGACGGUUCAUUCCCAUCGGGACUCAGGUUACGCGUUAGAGACGGGAAAUGAUCCGUCUUGUUCCUACACAACAGAGAUGGACCCUGACAACAUGCCCUUGGAUUUAGAAACACAGAUUGAUCAGUCUAGAGGGGACUGGAAUCGGUACAGUAGUAGUGUAUACUCUGAAGGGUGCCUAGAUAAGAAAGGGGAGGUUAUAGUGGUAGAUGAGGUGAAAGUGGAGGGCGACGCUCCUCUGACAUGGAAUGUAGACGAUACUCACUUAGGGGAAGGACACUCACAGGACAGAGAUUUGUUAGAUUACAGGGAAAGCUUAGAGACAAAUCCAAGCAUCGAGACCCACUCCCCUUUACAUGCGCUCAGGGAUUGCGACCCAGUGUCCAAGUCGAUGGACCAUUCCGAUUCACACAUUCUUUUUGAUCAGGUUUUGAACUCAAAUGACCAAGGGGCCAAUGUUUUGGGAGGUGAAGCAAGCAGUAGUAAAGAGAAGCGGUUCCUCUGCAUGUUCUGUAACAAAGGCUUCAGCUGCCUCCAGAAGGUGGAGAUCCACCAGAGGGUCCACACAGGGGUGAAACCCUUCAGCUGUACCCAGUGUCACAUGCGUUUCACCGAGGCUGGUAAACUGAAGAGGCACCAGAGGGUCCACACAGGGGAGAAACCCUUCAGCUGUACCCAGUGUCAGAUGCGCUUCGCCCAGGCUGGGCACCUGAAGAGGCACCAGAGGGUCCACACAGGGGAGAAACCCUACAGCUGCCCCCAGUGUCACAUGCGCUUCGCCCAGGCUAGCAACCUGAAGAUGCACCUGAAAGUCCACACGGGAGAACGGCCGUUUGCCUGUACACACUGCGGGAAGAAGUUCUCAGAGAGGAGCUACCUCAGAAUACACCAGCAGAAAAACCAUUCCACUCUGUAACAUAGAAAGUAGCCAUUCCACUUGAUCGCUUCUGACAUGUAGAUCAAAUGCUGCAUUAAAGUCAAAGAUUAAUUUUCA
This is a messenger RNA of Oncorhynchus masou masou (cherry salmon), 1946 nucleotides long. Its product is annotated as gastrula zinc finger protein 5-1-like. The coding region runs from base 183 to 1868 and encodes 561 amino acids. Gene Ontology annotation, cellular component: nucleus. Lineage: Eukaryota; Metazoa; Chordata; Actinopteri; Salmoniformes; Salmonidae. Gene Ontology annotation, molecular function: RNA polymerase II cis-regulatory region sequence-specific DNA binding; DNA-binding transcription factor activity, RNA polymerase II-specific. The record is from RefSeq and is a predicted model, not a curated record. The transcript has 3 exons. Gene Ontology annotation, biological process: regulation of transcription by RNA polymerase II.